GGCAAAUUUAAAGUUAUGUCGUACAUUCUUCUGUUUGUUCAAAAGAAAUUCUGGUCAAUGGAUUAUCAUUUAUUGGAACGCUGUUACUUUGUGUUCUACAUCUUCACUGUUAUCAGUCAUAAAUAACUUUUUCAAGGUAUUUUUACCUUGUGAUGGCUGAUGAAGUAGUGAAAGAUCCUAAAACCAAUGAUGAUGUCCAAAUGGAUGAAGACCGUCUUAAUGAAGAAGACUACCAGGAACCGGAUUGUCGUAGCGAAAACAUUUCAGAAGAACUUACCGAUACAGAAAUCGAGUGUUUGAAAAAGGAAUUACAGUCUGAGAUUUCAGAAUUGGAAUGGGAAUUUAAACAAGCAAAAGAGUCGCUAUACAAUGAACGUAUAAUGCAAGUAGAGAAUAAACUAAAUCAAGCAAAAAUGGGUACUGCACCUGAAUUUCUUCAUGUUCUAUCCUUAGUUGAGGAGACAUAUAAAAUUAGAUUACAGGUCGCAAAACAUAGAAUGGAAUUUGCUUUGGAAAUAACUAACAAAGAGUUAGAUAACGAGUUACAAAUCAUUCAAUGUGACGUUAAUGAGCGAUUAUUAGCAGCAGAAGAACAAAUUCGACUAAAUCUUCAAGAGAGUUUGUGCAAACUUCAGUAUGAACGAACCGCCCACGAAAGAAAAACUUCUGAAGUUUCAGAAAAAGAAUAUAUCAAGUCCUCUGAUCAAUAUGAUAAUUAUCUUCCUAGUCCAAAUCUUGAACCUCGAAAGAAACCAGUUACACUCUCCCCAUCUACUCCUAGACUUAUAUAUCAAAUACCUGAAAAAGAUAUUCGUUCAGAUGUUGAAUUAAUUUUAGCGGCUGUAAAGAUUCUAGUGAUUGGGAAAAAGUUAAGAUAUUGUUCAAAAUAUUUCAACUUGGAAGUAUACAUGCCGCACUUAUCUGGUUGGUUCAUUGCGACCAGGCUUAUUGAUCAGUACAAUGGUUUCUAUCGUAUAGUCAUUUCCGUUACCAAUAAACCUUUCCAUAUCAAAGAUGCCAGUGUUAAGUACUUCACAGACUUAUGCAAAAAUUGAAUAACCUCUUAAUGUUAUUCCAUCUUUCAAUCAACACAAACACAAAUUUUCCGACGGUUCAAUGUAAUUAAACUGGGAUAAAUUUCUUUCAUUGAGGUCGAUACAUUUUGAUCGCCUUAACUAUUCCAUUUACUAUUUUCGUGGGUUAGAAUAGUCUCUUCUGAGUUCAAACAAAAUUAAAUGUGAAUACACAUGGUUAUAGUCUAAACAGUUUUUGAUAAAAGUGACUGCUUUCCAUUUGUUUGUCUAAUUAUUUAUUAUUUUACAUAACUCUCAAGUCGAGUGUAUGUACAUCAUAUUAUUU
This is a messenger RNA of Schistosoma turkestanicum, 1359 nucleotides long. The record is from the annotation of a GenBank genome assembly. NCBI's taxonomy places the organism in Eukaryota, Metazoa, Platyhelminthes, Trematoda, Strigeidida, Schistosomatidae.